Cuscuta europaea is the source of this 1230-nucleotide messenger RNA. The record is from the annotation of a GenBank genome assembly. Lineage: Eukaryota; Viridiplantae; Streptophyta; Magnoliopsida; Solanales; Convolvulaceae.
GCCUUCGUUUAAUAGUCGUCGUCUGCUUCCCACCUCUCGUUCUUUCUCCUCGUUAUACAUCUACCUAUCUCCUCCCCUGAUUCAUAAGCUUCUCCUCCCCAAUUCAUAAGCUAGGGUUCGCAUAGCCCAUUUUCGAUCCGUAGAAGUCUUCCGGUUACAAAAAACUGCAAGCCCCUAUGUGCAUCUGCAGAAAUCUUCGAUCCAGAAGUGGCCGCCCCCUAUAGAUUGUUUUCCAGGGGUGAGCGAGAUGCUCCGCCUUCUUUCUAAACCUACGGGUCUUUUUUCUUCCGUCGUCCUGAAGCCUGUGCGGCAGAGAUGCCGCCGGUGAGGAGUAGUACCGACGACCUCCAUCUGGAUUGGAAAUGGUCAAACAAGUUUUUUUAGCCUAUUGUCUAUGAAAAUUUACCAGUGUUUUGUUCCUUAUGCUCUUGAGUUGGCCACAGUUCUUUGGUUUGUCCCAGGGAACCACUACUAUGGUGCAGAACUCUCCAAAAAACAACGCAGGUUAUGGAUGCUACAUGUAGUGCCCCUGUUUUGGAAGAUGUAACUGCACCAGCCCCAGGCGGUUACGAUGUUACUGAGCUUGAUGUUAAUGUCAAUGAUAUUACUUCUAUUGAUGUUAACAUAGCCACAAUUUGUUCUAAUUCUGCCCCUAUAUUCCUUGCUGAUGUUACUAAUAUUGAUGCUAAUGCUAAUUAUGUUAGUGCUAUUGAUGUUAUAGCCAAUGAGGAUUUACUGAAAACUCCUGCUUACGUCUGUGUUGCCCCUGUCCAGUUAGCAAUGGUGGAUAUUCAUGAACUUGAUUCUCCUGUAGCUAAGGUUGAUUCUGCUAUGGUAGAAUCUGGUAGACAAACUGUCUGUGAGGUUUGAAACAAUAGCCAUUGUAUUUCUGGUGAGGUAGCAGCUAUUAAUACCAAUGGUAUUACUGGCGUGAUUACCAUUUAUCAGCCUGAUCCCACCAUUUUCACUGAAGUUGCCUUUGGUUAUGAUACAAAUGGUGCACCCCUUGUUCCCAGAAAAGAUUCUGGUACAAAUGAAUUCAAUGCCACAACGGAUACCAUUCAUGUUGGCCAUCUUUCUGCUACCACGGAUGCUGCACGUGCUACCAUGAUUAUGAAUGAAACCCCAAUGGCCACCUGUAAUGAGGCGGUAGCCGUGGGUCAUGUUCAUCUGAUUGUAUUGAAUCCUUAUCAAAUGAACUCCAGCACUUCUGUCUAUGAUAAAUUUGAG